UGAGAGAAUUUAAAGCUUAUUCUUCUGUGUUUGAGUUGCGAGAAUUUCCAGGUAAGUUUGCCUAAAAUGAGUGGGAGAGUUUUGAUCUUUUGGGUAAAAAGUACGCGUUUUAUGGAAAUUAAUGUUUGGAUUUCUAGUUUUUUGUUUAAAUUUUUAUCGACAUUUUAGUGAUUCGAGUUUAUUAUUUUGUUGAUUAACAAUGUUGUCAUUAACGGCCUUUUUCAGAGAAUGUUCUUGUUUUUUUAGGUUUUUAGCUGUUUUGUCUUUAUUUUUUAAGUCAACAUAUACCCAAAAAAUCCUCUCUCGCUUUCUUAAAAUUUCACCCCACCCCUUCCCUCCCCUUUCCCAUUCUCUCAUACAAACGGCGCGCACCUUCUCGAGUUUUGUUUUGUUUGGAGGGCCAGUGCUCCUGUUAUUCUUUUUCCAUUUAUUCAAAAGUCUUUUCCUUCAAAACCCUCCCCUCCUCCUCCCAACAACUACCAACAAAAAUAUCCACCCCCCCCCCUUCCAAAUAAUUCAGUCCCGAAAAAAAUUUUUUUGA
Molecule: messenger RNA, 541 nt
Organism: Meloidogyne enterolobii
Lineage: Eukaryota; Metazoa; Nematoda; Chromadorea; Rhabditida; Meloidogynidae
Source: the annotation of a GenBank genome assembly